Molecule: messenger RNA, 5880 nt
Organism: Lepidothrix coronata (blue-crowned manakin)
Lineage: Eukaryota; Metazoa; Chordata; Aves; Passeriformes; Pipridae
Gene: AGBL1
Product: ATP/GTP binding protein like 1
Exons: 21
Coding region: 88-3336 (1082 amino acids)
Biological process (GO): C-terminal protein deglutamylation; protein side chain deglutamylation; proteolysis
Molecular function (GO): metallocarboxypeptidase activity; zinc ion binding
Source: RefSeq, a predicted model, not a curated record
UUCAGACAGGAUAUAAGGAAGAAAUACUUUUAUGGUGAAGGUGGUGAGGCACUGGCACGGAUUGUCCAAAGAGGUGAUGGAUGCCCCAUGUCUGGAAACAUUCAAGAUAGAAAGUUUGGCCUGAAAGUGCAGAAGGCAGAAGCCACUGAUAUAAUACUGAGCUUGACAAGAAGAAACCUGGACCACCACCUGCCCCUCACCCACUGCCUCUGGGUCCUGAGGGUUUGUGCUUCUAAUGUUACCACAGGAACUAUGCUUGGCAUCAAUGGAGCCAUGGAGCUGCUUUUCAAAGUCAUCACUCCCUACAGCAAGAGACACGUCAGGACGGUCAGGGCAGCCAUUGGGACUCUGGCAGCUCUACUGAAAUCAAAGUCCAACAGCCGCCGGGCAGUGAACAGGGGCUACCUGGGUGGCUUGCUGAGACUCUACCAAGACUGGCAUCGCAAUGAUGUCUCCAACAACUACAUUUACAUUCGAAGGGGUCUCCUGCUCUGCCUAAAGUACAUCACCAACAUCCAGCUGGGCAGGGAGACUUUCCUUGGUUCCAAAGGAAUGGAGAUUCUCUUCACAAGCGUGCAGGACUGUUUAUCUCAUAAAAAUCUGGAUCCUAUUAUAACCACUGCAACUCAGAUUCUGAGAAAGUGCUACCCCAAGGAGCAUCUGCCUGUGGCGACAGUAAACAGUUCCUAUUCCUUCCCUCUUCCUGGGAAUGCUAAGGCUGAACCUCCAUGUGAAGAGUCUGAAGGUGACUAUGAAAGUGAUGGAGAAGAAGAGGCUGAAAAAGACCUGGAUAACGAGGAUGGGGAGAGUAAGGAGGAAGAUUAUGAUUUGGAGACAGAUGUGAAUAAAUUGAGGACAAAGCCAGUGCUUGACCGGCCAGAGGAAGAUCUUGGACAAUAUGAAGCAAUGUGUCCAGAACUUUCCCAUAAUUUUCAGGAGCUUGAAUUGGAGUCUGAGGAAGAGAAGAGCUUGAAGGACAGGACUGAGAGUCUUCUCUCUGCUCCUUCUCAUUUCAUUCCAAGUGCUACUUCUGCGAAACAUCCAAACUGCAGAUGGAGAAACCAAAGUGUCACAGAGAUGGGACCAGAUCCAGAUGAACAAGAUUUCAAAGUUCCACUGAAGAGCUGGAGAAAGAAGGAGGAAUGCAGAUGGGAUCAGAAUGAUGAAAAGAGAGUCAUUGCAGAAGCAGCCCAGGAUACAGACUCCUGUGAAGAGGAAGAUGCAGCCAGAAGUCGUGUGCUUGCUUUGCGCCCUCUCCCAAAAGAUGCUGCUUGGUACAAAAAACUGUUUUACCCUCACUGUGAGGCCUCAAUCAAUCCUAGUCCUGGAGGGAGGCUGGAGAGCUCAGUCGUAGUGAGAAAUCUUCUGGAGAAACACCAAGGGGAUGUCCUGUUCCACAGCCCUCGCUUCUACACAGCCAGGGCCAAAUGUGUUAAGUCCAUACCAGGCUACAGAGACUUGGCAUUUCCCGAUUUCUGGGGUCACCAGCCACCUCCUCACAGCAAGCCCAUGUUGGAGCGCAAGCAGGGAGUUCAAAGGGACAAAGUCCUAGAUGAUGUUCGCCGCCUAAUCCAGCCGGGUGAUGUGAUCGGCAGAACUGUGUUUGAUUUGGAUGAGCCCAGCAGUUGCUCAAGCCCAGGUGCUCCAGGUUGCCUGACAUUCUUCUCCAAGUUUGAAUCGGGAAACCUUCGCAAAGCCAUCCAAGUGCGUGAGUUUGAGUAUGACUUAAUUAUGAAUGCAGAUGUCAACAGCAACCAGCAUCACCAGUGGUUCUACUUCGAAGUCCGUGACAUGAAGUUAGCAGUUCCCUAUCGCUUCAACAUUAUCAACUGUGAGAAGUUCAAUAGCCAGUUUAAUUAUGGUAUGCAGCCGGUCAUGUACUCAGUGAAAGAAGCUGUCCAGGGCAGGCCUCGCUGGAUUCGGGCAGGCCAUGAUAUCUGCUACUACAAAAACCACUACCACUGCAGGGCAACUGCAGGAGGAGGCAUGAGAGGAAAGUUCUAUUACACACUCACCUUCAGCAUCAAAUUCCCGCAUAAAGAUGAUGUCUGUUACCUGGCCUACCAUUACCCCUAUACCUACUCCACAAUGAUGUCCCAUCUUGAUAUUCUGGAACAAAAUAGGAACCCUAAGAAGGUUUACUGGAGGCAGCAGACACUCUGCCAGACACUGGGAGGAAAUCCAUGCCCAUUGCUCACAAUCACUGCUAUGCCAGAAUCUAAAAAAAGAAACGACCUGGAGCAAUUCUGCAAUCGUCCUUAUGUGUUUCUAACAGCCCGUGUUCACCCUGGUGAGAGCAAUGCCAGCUGGGUGAUGAAGGGGACCUUGGAGUUCCUUGUGAGCAGUGAUCCCAUCGCUGAUCUCCUGCGGAAAUGCUUCAUUUUCAAGAUCGUGCCCAUGCUUAAUCCCGAUGGAGUCAUCAAUGGCAACUACCGUUGUUCAUUGAGUGGGCAUGAUCUGAACAGACAGUGGAUGACACCCAAUUCCCAGCUGCAUCCAACUAUUUACCACGCCAAAGGUCUUCUCUAUUACCUGCGCAGCAUUGGCCGGGCUCCUCUGGUAUUCUGUGACUACCACGGACACUCCCAGAAAAAGAAUGUGUUUCUUUAUGGCUGCAGCAUCAAGGAGACCUUGUGGCAAGCAGGCUGCAUGGUUGACACAGCAGUUAUCACAGAAGAUGUUGGCUACAGAACUCUUCCUAAAAUCCUGGAUAAAGUGGCCCCUGCAUUUGUCAUGAACAACUGCAGCUUCCUGGUGGAGAAGUCCCGGGAGUCGACGGCCCGGGUGGUGGUGUGGAAGGAAAUGGGUGUGUUGAGGAGCUACACCAUGGAAAGCACCUACUGCAGCUGCAGCCACGGACCCUACAAAGGCCUGCAGCUGGGAACGCAAGAGCUGGAGGAGAUGGGAAGCAAGUUUUGCCUUGGGUUGCUGAUUCUGCACCUCAAAUCCCUGCCCUGCAGCAAGGAGGUGAUGGCUCAGGCAGCACUCCUGCUAGAUCUGGAGGAGGAAAUAACAGACCGGGCACAAAGAAGGUGCAGCAACAGCAGCUUGGAGUCUGAUGAUGAACCUCCUUGUGUGGAAGAGAUCGAUUACAAUACUGACACUAUCUCUGAUUGCGAAGAGGACUUCUCAGAGCUAGAUCAAGAGAUCCAGGAGUCCCUCUCGUGGGUGGAAGGCGAGAGAGAAGAUGAGGGAGUGACCACAGGACAGACAUGCAGCUCCAGGGCUCUAAGGGGGCUCUACAUUUCCAGCCAGCCAGCCCCCAACAGUACAGCUCUUCCUCUGGGUUCAGCAGCGCUUGGGCUGUACAAUGGGUUCAAGAGCAGCCCUGUGUGAACAAGGCUGUGACUUGCAGGGCAGCAAGUGAAUGGGUCACUUGUCAUGUUUACCUGUUUGCCAGCUUCAGCAUCCUUCCCAGAUGUGUUGCUUCAGUUCUGAAUGGAAAAAUGUGUGUUUGUGUAAGUUGUGUAAAUACGUCAUUUGGGAAUGACUCCGUAUGUGUACACCAGGCAGAGUGAGAUGCCACUAGCCCAGAUGGUACUAUGUGAGUUCAUCCUUUCCUAAAUAUAAUCCCCAGUUUCCUGGAUGCCUCUAGUAUGAGGUUUCAUCCAGACUGACCUAAGGAAUGGUAUGUUGAGACCAAGGAACCAGAGACAAUUCUCCUUUUCCUACAUUAGGCCUUUGCCUUGAGAAGGGACAGUUACUGAUGCCUUUUGCCAGAGCUCUCUGUUGCCAUUCAUUUCUCUUGAGCUGUAGAGCAUGGAUCUUAUUUCUGUCUGAUCGGAAUUUUUACAAUGUGUUCAACAGGUUGGGUCAGGCUGUGCGUGUUUCUGAGCUGGUUAUAUCUCAAUAACAGCAUAGGAAAUCUAAUGUGCCAUAGUAAGGAAAGCAGCAGUAACAAUACAUAGCAAACCUCUGGAAACCUGGGCUAAACUGACCAGUAGAUUAGUCAUGGUGGCAAUAUCCAAGAGUGAAUUUAGCCCAGGCAUCAAUCAGAACAGUUUCUUUAAUCCCCAAGUGGAGAAAAAUUUGAUUUCUCCUAAAAUUGCCUUCAAACACAUAUCCCAUUUCCUGAGAAUCCGUCACAGACUGAGAACCCACACAUGUUCCCAGUAUCCCGAAAGUAUGAGAUCACAUCACUGCAUCUCACACUUCACAUUGCCUGAACUUCUCAUGUGUCUUAGACUCUGCUGCUGCAAAUGGGGAAUUGUCUCAAAUCCAAAUGGAACUAACUGUAUGAUGCAAGAGGCUCACAACUCUGUCACUGCUUUGUGAGGCUCACGAAGGAUGAACGUGUGUUGUAGCAUUACAGCCUGCAAGGACUCCAGUGAUUACCAGUGAUGAUUAUUAUUAAUAUUGAUGCAUGAUUAAAAGCACCAUGUCAUCCUUCCAUUUCUAUGCUGUUUGUGGAGAGAAUUCCUAGUGCAGAACAAGGUUCUCUCUCGUGUUUCUGGACACCCUUCCUCAGACUACCUAGACGUAUUUUUCAGCAGGAAACUAUGCUUUAGACAAAAAGCUUCUUCCUAUCCUCCUAGGUUUUAAAUAUCCACAUAUUUUAAAGUCUUCACUAGCACAUAAGAGUUCCCUGUGACUCUAUUAUGAUGCUCAAAAGACAAGCAGCUUGGGUCCUUAGAAGCUGAGCUUCUUAGCCCAAACUAAUUCAUUAGGUGUGGUGUGUGUCCCUGUACAGAUGUCCCAUUCUGCUUGUUUUAGUGUGCAGCUUGUUGCACACAAUAUGGAAAUUUUCAUAAAAGGUUGGCUCACAGAAAGGGAAAAAAAGAGGUAAAAUAGGUGUUCCCAUUAUAAUAGUUUGUAUAAUACUACUUCAAAACUUAUUAAUAAAAAACAAUAUAUGUGUAUAUUUAGGUUAAAAAUCCAGCAUUUGUAGUCAUGACAAAAACCUGACACUGUGCUAAGUCCUGACAGCAGCAUAUACUGGCCAUGCUGUGGGGUCUUCAGCAUUCAGAGCAUCCUCGGGACACAGGGCAAAGAAUACUGUUGUACAUAUAUGUGUCUGUAAAUGUGCCCAUACACACCCAUGCUACAUUCUGUACCAAUGCUCUGCCACAACAGCAGCUGAACGGUGCUUGCUCAGGCUAACCAAUGGUACACUCUAUGCAAAGGAAAAAAAAUCUUAAAUCAGCAUUUUUCCUAAUGACACACCAAUAUUUUGGCUAUAACUUUCUAGCUGUUUCAUUCUGAAUGUUUUAGGAUAGGGAGAAUUCAGUUUAGUGGGAAUAUUCUGCCCUGGUCAAUGAACUGCACAAGAGUUGUCCUAAUAUAAUAAAAGCAGAGAUGUAUCUUCCAUGUGUAUUAGGAGCCAAAUGUGUAUGAGCAGUACCACUGUUCCAGAGACCCCUGUGCUAGGAGCUGCAGGAGGUAGAGAGAUGGCAAAGGCCCUUAAGGUGUUUCCAGGGUCUGGGAUCCAAGUGCAGCAGCCGAGCUGGGAGCAAAGUGUCCCUGCACAUCAACCACACCUGCUUAAAUGCUGCUGUGCAGUAUGAAAAGCCUGGCCAAUCUCUUGUCUAUGGCAGCAUCCCAUGUCUGUGCCAAACAACUUGUCAGCAAGUAGUGAGGGUGCUGCAGAAGGCACUGGCCACAUGAACCCUGUGGCCCAAGGGUGCUCAGCCUCCUGCUGAAGAAGUGAAGCGGGAGGGCUGGGUGACCAACCACUUGGGAAUGGCACCUGGAAACCUUCGCGAGAAGAAGUUUUGUGGGCUGCCUCAUUUCUUCCAGGAACUUCUACAGGGAGCAGAUGCUCCUCUUCUUUUAACAGACCUCUAGAGGUCAGGAGAACGCCUCCAUGUGCGCCGCGCACUCCACGCUAUUAAAAUUCUCCCUGAGUCAUGGUAAUUAAGCAGAACUAGGCUCUGCACAGAG